UAAAUUUACCCGCCCAUGCUGUUAUCAUUAAGGGUACCGAUAUCUAUGACUCCAAACAUGGCUCAUUUGUGGACUUGGGCAUCUUGGAUGUACUGCAGAUUUUUGGUCGUGCUGGCCGUCCACAAUUUGACAAAAGUGGUCUGGGUACCAUCAUAACCACCUAUGACAAACUCAAUCAUUAUCUUUCCCUGUUGACCAAUCAAUUCCCCAUUGAAUCGAAUUUUGUACAAUUUUUGGCCGAUAACCUAAAUGCCGAAAUAACCCUGGGCACCAUUUCCAAUGUUGAGGAGGCUGUGGAAUGGUUAAGUUAUACUUAUCUCUUUGUUCGUAUGCGCAUCAAUCCCCACGUCUAUGGCAUUGAAUAUGCUGAAGUUUUAAAUGAUCCCCUACUGGAGGAGAAGCGAAGAGCUCUUAUUAUUGGUGCUGCCAUGAGUUUGGAUAAAGCCCGUAUGAUUCGUUUCAAUCAGCGAACUAUGGACUUCAAUGUUACCGAUUUGGGUCGUACGGCAUCACAUUUCUACAUUAAAUACGAUACGGUAGAAAUAUUUAAUGACCUCCUAAAACCAUUUAUGUCGGAGGCCGAAAUCUUUGCCAUGAUUUCACAGGCUCAAGAAUUUCAACAGCUCAAGGUGCGCGAUGAUGAAAUGGAAGAAUUGGAUGAAUUGCGCCACAACUACUGCAAGGUCAAGGCGUUCGGUGGCAGUGAAAAUGUUUGCGGCAAAGUUAAUAUUCUAAUGCAGACGUAUCUCUCGCAUGGCUAUGUCAAAUCGUUCUCCCUCGUCUCGGAUAUGUCGUAUAUUGUACAGAAUAUCGUGCGUAUUUGUCGUGCCUUGUUCUCAAUUGUUCUGCGUAAUAAUAACGCCAUUUUAUCCGGUCGUAUGCUGCAAAUUUGUAAAAUGUUCGAGAAGCAACAAUGGGACUUUGAAACGCCAAUGCGUCAAUUUGGCAAUCUGAAUGCUGAGACUAUCGAUAAAUUGGAAAGUCGUGGUAUUAGCUUGUAUACCCUGCGGGAAAUGGAACAAAACGAAUUGAAAGAGAUUUUACGUAAUCCCAGAAAUGCGGAGCAGGUAUUACGGGCAGCCCGGGAGUUGCCAAUGCUUGACAUUGAGGCCACCCUGCAACCGAUAACACGUACAGUCUUGCGUAUUAAAAUCGAUAUAUGGGCAAAUUUCAAUUGGAAUGAUCGUGUACAUGGCAAAGUUAGUGAAAGUUUUUGGUUAUGGAUUGAGGAUCCGGAAACGAAUUUCAUCUAUCAUUCGGAAUUGUUUCAGGCCACCCGCAAAUUUGUCUUCAGCGGUAAACCGCAACAGCUCGUCAUGACGAUACCAUUGAAAGAACCACUGCCACCACAAUAUUAUAUACGCGUUGCCAGUGAUACCUGGCUGGGCAGUAACGCCUGGACAGCAAUGACUUUCAAACAUUUGGUUCUGCCCGAACAUCAUCCCCCAUUAACGGAACUCUUGCCUUUAAAUCCACUGCCUGUUAGCUGCCUGCAAAAUCCCCUCUAUGAAUCCCUUUACAAUUUCUCACAUUUCAAUCCAAUACAAACACAAAUAUUCCAUUGUCUCUAUCAUACGAAUAACAAUGUUCUGUUGGGUGCCCCCACGGGGUCGGGUAAAACAAUUGUUGCCGAAAUUGCAAUGUUUCGGGCAUUCAAUAUGUCACCCAAGGCGAAAGUAGUAUAUAUCGCUCCGCUAAAAGCUUUAGUUAAGGAACGUAUCAGCGAUUGGAAGAAACGUUUUGAGGCUGGACCUCUGCGUAAGAAGGUGGUUGAACUUACCGGUGAUACAACACCGGAUAUUCAAGCGAUACGAGAGUCGCAAGUUAUUGUGACAACUCCCGAGAAAUGGGAUGGUAUAAGUCGUUCGUGGCAGACACGAGAAUAUGUCCAGGAUGUGGUGCUAAUUGUUAUCGAUGAAAUUCACUUGCUGGGUGAAGAUCGUGGUCCCGUUAUUGAGGUGAUUGUUUCGCGUACAAAUUUCAUAACAUCACAUACGGGGCGGAAUAUUCGCAUUGUUGGAUUGUCGACAGCAUUGGCAAAUGCCCAGGAUUUGGCCAAUUGGUUGGGCAUCAAACAAAUGGGAUUGUAUAACUUUAAGCCAUCGGUGCGACCGGUACCGUUGCAGGUUCACAUAAAUGGAUUUUCUGGAAAACACUAUUGUCCACGUAUGGCCACCAUGAAUCGUCCAACAUUCCAGGCUAUACGCACAUAUUCCCCCACAGAUCCGGCCAUUGUUUUCGUCUCGUCACGUCGACAAACCCGCCUAACUGCCUUAGAUUUAAUAACAUUUGUGGCCGGCGAUGAAAAUCCCAAACAGUUCCUCAACAUGGAAGAGUACGAAAUGCAACAAAUUCUACAGGACAUUAAAGAUUCCAAUUUGAAAUUCUGUCUGGCCUUUGGUAUUGGCCUGCAUCAUGCCGGUCUACAGGAACAAGAUCGUAAAACGGUUGAAGAACUCUUCCUAAAUCGUAAAAUUCAAGUGCUCAUUGCCACCGCAACAUUGGCAUGGGGUGUUAAUUUACCCGCUCAUUUGGUGGUCGUAAAGGGUACGGAAUAUUUUGAUGGCAAGGUUAAGAAAUACGUUGAUAUGCCCAUAACAGAUGUCCUACAAAUGAUGGGUCGUGCCGGUCGUCCACAAUUCGAUAAUGAAGGUGUGGCUGUGGUGCUGGUACAUGACGUUAAGAAAAACUUUUACAAAAAGUUCCUCUAUGAUCCAUUCCCCGUGGAGUCAAGUCUAUUGGAGGUAUUGCCCGAGCAUAUAAAUGCUGAAAUUGUUGCGGGUACUGUACAAACAAAACAGGCGGCCUUGGAUUAUUUGACCUGGACAUUCUUCUUCAGGAGAUUACUAAGAAAUCCUACCUAUUAUAAUUUGGAAGGCCUUGAACCAAGUCAGGUUAACACAUUCCUCUCAUCGUUGGUGGAAAAGGUCAUCUAUGAAUUGGAAGCAGCCGCUUGUGUCGUACAAAAUGAACAUUUAUUGCUGCCGACGUUUUUGGGUCGCAUUGCUUCGUUCUACUAUUUGUCAUAUCGCACAAUGAAACAUUUCUUGGAUGAUUUGGAACCACAAAUGUCAACAUCGGAUAUUUUGCUGGCCAUUGCCGAUUCCUAUGAAUUUGAUCAACAGCCUGUACGUCACAAUGAAGAUAAAUAUAAUGAAGAAAUGGCAGAUGUGGUGCGUUAUCGUCCUCGUUCGCCAACAUGGGAUUCUCCCUAUACCAAAACGUUCCUCUUGCUACAGGCUCAUUUUUCAAGAUUAGGAUUGCCGAAUUCUGAUUAUCUAACAGAUACAAAAUCGGCAUUGGAUAAUGCAACACGUGUUAUGCAGGCCAUGGUCGAUUACACAGCGGAACGUGGCUGGCUUUCGCCCACUUUGAGAAUACAACAAAUAAUGCAAAGCGUAAUACAGGCACGAUGGUUCGAUGAAAGUGAAUUCCUGACACUGCCGCACGUCAACAAUUCCAAUGUCCAUCUGUUCUAUAAUAUAGCACACAAUUAUGAAUAUCUAACACUGCCGGUAUUGAAAGAUAUUUGUCGAAAUGAUUAUGAAAAAUUGGCCGGUCCAUUACGAGAUAUGUUCGAAGAGCCAGAAAUUGAACAAAUCUAUAAGGUUGUACAAGAUUUGCCAGAAAUUGCAGUUAACAUAUUUGUGCAAGGUCGCAAUUACGAAGAAGAAGAGUCUCUACGACCUGUCAGUACAGAUCCUAAAUCGAAUGUCUGGACCGAAAUACAUCCGAAUGAGGAUUAUGUUCUGUGCAUCGAUAUGGAGCGUUUGAAUGUUAAACGCCAAUUCAACACACAAAUACAUUGUCCCAAAUAUCCCAAGGGUAAAAAGGAGGCAUGGUUUUUGACACUUGGCUCCCAGGGCAAUGACGAGCUGCUGGCCAUGAAACGUAUCAAUAUGCGUGGCCUGAAAUCAUCAAAUCGCAUAACUUUCCAAUGCCCACCACGGCGAGGACGUUUGCUGCUAACCCUCUAUUUAAUUUCCGAUUGUUUAAUCGGAUUCGAUCAACAAUUUGAUUUACAAUUUGAAGUUGUCGAUCCCAAACAAGUAUAG
Messenger RNA from Musca vetustissima, 4055 nucleotides. RefSeq names its product activating signal cointegrator 1 complex subunit 3-like. NCBI's taxonomy places the organism in Eukaryota, Metazoa, Arthropoda, Insecta, Diptera, Muscidae. Bases 330 to 4055 code for a protein of 1241 amino acids. The record is from RefSeq and is a predicted model, not a curated record. Gene Ontology annotation, molecular function: nucleic acid binding; ATP binding. The transcript is spliced from 7 exons.